This is a messenger RNA of Symbiodinium natans, 1020 nucleotides long. The record is from the annotation of a GenBank genome assembly. NCBI's taxonomy places the organism in Eukaryota, Dinophyceae, Suessiales, Symbiodiniaceae.
AUGGCCACAACCAUCCUGCCUCAUUCGAUGUCAACAACGCAGUUGUCAGCUCUUCCUGAUGCCGUCUCAGAGCAAGAGGCUGAGGACCUGAGGAGCAUCGUGGCGCAGCUCGAAGCCAUGCAGGCACAGCAGCGGUCCCCGCAGCAGCCCAACCUGAAGCUGGACGGGCUCAUCUUGCAGCUGAUUGUUGGACACCCAGAGCGGCGACAUCGCAUGGCAGUGAUGACAAAAUCCGCGCUGCUGCGCAAGAAGAUCCUCAGCAUUGUCCCACCGGGUGGGCGAGCUGUUGGCGCGGCAGUUCUGGGCUCCACCUAUGAAUGGCGCCAGCGAUCCCUGCCAGAUGUAUUCUCCGAUUGCAACUGGCCAAAGGCAUCUCACAAUGCUUACGGUAUUCAUCACUUGCCUGGUGGAGGAAGCCAUCAUGAUCGACUUCUCAGAAGCCCUGCUGACAAGAGGACGCAUCAUCCACUCCUCCCGAGCUCAGAAUUUCAUUCCUUUCCAAGGGCGAAGCGCUUCCCCGGAACACAUGGCAAUGGUGAGUUGAACCCGGAAGAGGUGCAGAAGAGGGCCGUUCCAGGGCCGGGCACCUACAUGAAAUCAGUUCCGGGCGGCUCAGCCUUCUCGGUAGACGGUGGUGAGACUGUGAUUCUCGGAGCAAACCACACCUAUCCCUGGAAGAAGGCCUUAGGUAGACAGAUCAACCCCAUUGAGUCCGACGCAACAAACCUUGUGUCUGCUCCGUGCUACACGUUCGCAAAGACUCGACGCACGGUUUCGGACACCGCCGCGGGACAUGGGCUUCAGGAUGGCGGCCCCGUGAAGACGGACACCGGUUGCUUGUCACCAGGGUUCGUGUACGAGCUCCACUCGACGAUGCGUCCACUCUAUGGCAAUCGCACGCUCGACGGAACCCAGUCCUGUGUCAGGAGAAAGAUUCGCCAGCGGCUGAAGGAUGGCCACGUCAAGCAACGCGUGCGCUGCAUUCCCAUGCCUCUGGAGGCACCAACGGAGCCGGAGUGA